Messenger RNA from Pygocentrus nattereri (red-bellied piranha), 5115 nucleotides. It is a transcript of the gene znf609a, whose product is annotated as zinc finger protein 609a. Bases 601 to 4845 code for a protein of 1414 amino acids. Gene Ontology annotation, cellular component: nucleus. The record is from RefSeq and is a predicted model, not a curated record. Gene Ontology annotation, biological process: regulation of transcription by RNA polymerase II. Lineage: Eukaryota; Metazoa; Chordata; Actinopteri; Characiformes; Serrasalmidae. The transcript has 9 exons.
UGCCUGUCCUGCUGCUUACAUUGUAUCAGUCUCUCGCCUCCGAGAGCUGCAAACAGCCAUUAAGAUCAUGUUAGAGAUUCAGUGAAAAGCAAGCGGAGGAAUCCGGCGGUAUGAAAACCUCCUGAAUCAUCGGAAUUUAUUCCCCUCCAGAUCCAGAGGUGACCUGCUGCGUUUUUGGAAGCGGGCUUGGGGGAGAGGAGAGCGGAGCGGAGCUGAACGGGAAAUGCCCGGUGCAGCCGGUGUUGUUCAGUUUUCAACGGGAUCUCAGCGUGUGAUGGCCGCGGUCCAGUAGGCUGGCCUCUCCGCUGCCCGGACCUUGCUUUGCCUCUGUGGAUUUGAGUGGAGCACGCUGGCUGAUCUGUCUGCAUAAUCCAGCGAUUCCGAGCUCCGUUUAUUUUAGUUUUUUUCUUUACCACCGGGAUCUAUGGAGUGCACAUAAACACCAGCUGGAUUGGGGUCUGUCGGCGGGGGCAAAAAUGUGGGCUUUUGGGAAGGGGAAACCAAGACAACCCUGAGGCUACUGUAACGGCAAUCCUCACUGCCCCAGUCGUCUGAGAAGGUCAGACCACCCUGUGGCACGCUUGGGCCGUUGGCAAUAAGAUGUCCCUAAGUAGUGGCACUGCAGGCGGGAAAGGUGUGGACUCGAAUGCGGUGGACACUUAUGACAGCGGAGAUGAAUGGGACAUUGGUGUUGGCAAUCUGAUCAUUGACCUUGACGCUGACCUAGAGAAGGACAAGCUCGAGAUGUCUGCCACUAAGGACGGAGGCGGAAUGGCAGCACCUCCUAGCGCAGUAGCAGCUUUACCAGAAAAUAUCAAAUUCGUAAGCCCAGUUCCUGCUCAGGGCAAGGAUGGUAAGUCGAAAUCUAAACGUAAUAAAAACUCAAAGGAUACUAGCAAGUCCUCAACUCCAGAUGGAGCCAAGAAAGAGGCCCAGGGACGUACCCCAAGUGAGGGUACCGGGCCAGCUGCAGUCGCAGCUUCCACAGCAUUAGCCAGCUCAGGCAAAGGUGCAGAUAAAAGCAGCAAGACCUCCCGCAACGUUCCAAGUGGAAAGAAGGACAAGGAAGGGGGAUCUGGCAAAAGCAAAAAGGACAAAAAUGAAGGAGUACCAAGUGGAAAUGUGACUACAGAAAAGGACACAGCAGCUCCUGUACUAACCUUAGGACCGUCCCGCAGUACCCCCUUUGAGGGGAGACAAAACACAGACUUGUCAUGUGCUGAACAAAUUGGGAAUAUUGCCCUCGAUACUGCUGGAAUAGUUCAGCCUCUGUCUAUUAAAAGUGAACCUGAGGAGAUGGAUAAUAACGACUGUAGGAACAUGAAGAAAGUAAAAAGCGAGAAGAUGGAUUCACCAAUCUCCACACCAGCUCCUCCACCUCUUCACCUACUCGCUCCGGUCGGCAGCAGCGAUAUCUCUUCUCCCUGUGAGCAGAUCAUGGUUCGCACACGCUCAGUGGCGGUCAACACGUCAGAUGUGGCUCUAGCCACAGAGCCUGAAUGUCUAGGCCCCUGUGAGCCUGGCACCAGCGUCAACCUAGAGGGCAUUGUAUGGCAAGAAACUGAGGACGGUAUGCUGGUAGUGAAUGUCACUUGGAGGAAUAAAACUUAUGUGGGCACUCUGCUAGACUGCACUCGGCAUGACUGGGCUCCUCCACGGUUUUGUGAGUCACCUACAAGUGAUUUGGAGAUGAGGAAUGGACGAGGUAGGGGAAAAAGAAUGAGACCCAACAGCAACACUCCAGUAAAUGAGAACAGCAACUCCUCUGAUAACAAGGGAAGCAACAGCAGCAAGACCCGAGCCGCAUCCAACAGCAAGGGCCGAAGGGGCAGUCAGAAUUCUUCUGAAGGCCGAACGCCGCCCAACAGCAACGCUGAAGAUGUCAAGGCCAGCCCCUCAUCCGUAAACAAACGCAAGAGCAAACCUGCCUCAGAUAUGGAGCCUAAUUCCAGCUCAGAGGACACUAAAGGUAGCAAACGCAUGCGUACAAAUUCAAACAGCGGAAUGCCACAUGCUGUCCUUCCCAUCCCCACAAUCAAAGCAGAGGCAGUGCCCCCAUCCCUGGACCGCAGUUGUCCAUCUCCAGUGCUCAUUGACUGUCCCCAUCCAAAUUGCAACAAAAAAUAUAAACACAUCAAUGGCCUGAAGUACCACCAGGCUCGUGCCCACAAUGAUGAUGAUAUCAAAUUAGACAUGGAUGGGGACAGUGAAUAUGGGGAGGAUUCUACUUUACAUCCAGAACCAGGCAGUUGCAAUGGUGCCUCCAUCUCCCAGAAGGGCUCUGUCUCUCCAGCCCGAUCUGUUACCCCAAAAGGCAGGGGGUUUGAUGCCCAGAGCCCCUCACCUUCAUCAGGCAAAUAUGCUUCCAAGCAGUCCAAAAAGAAACAAGAGGCUGACCAUGAUUCUGGAGUGCACUUAGAUGGCUGUGAAGAUGGCCCAUGUCUUACUGACGAGGCUAGCAAUGAUGGCAUUGAUGACAAGAAAAGUCUGGACAAGGCUAAGAAGUCUGGCACUGGUUCCAAAGCAGAGAGGCUUUCUCAGAAAGGUGUGAAAUCUGCAAGAUCUAUUGUACCCUCCAUACCACCACAACAGCUCUAUAGCUUGCAAGCUUCAAGUUUCCCUGCACCUAAUUCAAGCUCCUCUAUGGGUGUGAGCACAGUCGUACAGUCUAUUCCCAAAAGCCCCCAGCUGAAAGCCAUCCAGCCUAAGCCUGUAGUAAUAGGUGACCCUUCCAUGAACCCAGCCUUAAGUGGUUCCAAAGACAAGAAGAAAAAAGACAAGAAAAAGAAGGAGAGUGGAAAAGAGGUUGACAGCCCUAAGGCCCCUGGGAAGGGAGGGAAGUCAGAGGAAGGAAAAAGUCCUUACUCUGAAUCCUCAGACCCAGGGAGCAAAAAUGAUGGCCUGCUUAAUGGCUCAACAGACCCCCACCAGAGUCGCUUGGCUAGUAUCAAGGCUGAAGCUGACAAAAUCUACAGUUUCACUGAUAAUGCUCCCAGUCCCUCCAUUGGUGUAGCUAGUCGAAUAGACAGUGGAGGUAUGGCUCAACCCCUCACCCCACUCCAUGUAGUAACCCAAAAUGGGGCAGAUAAUUCUUCAGUGAAAACCAACAGUCCUGCUUACUCUGACAUUUCAGAUGCAGGUGAAGAUGGGGAAGGCAAAGUGGAAGGCAUGAAGGUCAAGUCUGAGGAUCAGUCUGCCAGGGAAGGGGCCAAGAAGGCCUUAUUUCCAACUCAGCCUCCAAGCAAAGAAUCUCCCUACUAUCCUAACUAUGAGACAUACUACUCACCCAACUACGCCAACCCAAACCCUAGCCCAGGAGUCUCCAGUACAGGUGUAACUUUGCAAGAUGGCACUGUGAAGGUAAAGAAAGAAGAAGAGCAGGAAGUAGGAGAUGAAAAGGGUAAAUCGGAACAGUCUGAAGAUCGCAAGUCAGAGAUUAGCACUUCUAGUCAACAACAGCAGCAGCAGCAGCAGCAGCCAUCAGUCAUCCAGCAACGCUCUAACAUGUAUAUGCAGCCACUCUACUACAAUCAGUAUGCCUAUGUGCCCCCUUAUGGUUAUUCACCAGACCAGGCUUAUCAUAAUCAUUUGAUGAAUACAAACCCAGCGUACAGGCAACAGUGUGAGGAGCGGCAGCGGCAAGCUGCUGAACAGCACAGAGCGGCAGAGAAGAAAUCUGAGGCUGUUCAGAAGGACAGGGAAGCCUCCAUGAAGUCAGAGGAGUGGAAGCAAAAAGCAUCAGUUCCCCCAACCCUUUCCAAAGCUCCAAGUCUCUCUGACCUUGGUAAGCCUCCGCCUCAAACCAAGCCCAAAGAGCCAGCCUCAGAGCCUGCCAAAUCCGUUAUCAUCCCAAAGGGAGAAGAUGGAAAGCCACUAGGCCAGCAAGCAGAAGGGCUAAAGAUGAAGCUGAGUGAAAGUGGGCACCAUGGCAAAGAGGAGCAGAAGCCCAGUAUAGAGCCUGGAAGGCCAUCGACCAUGGAGCAGGCAAUGUACAUGUACAGACAGGAACCUGAUUCUCGACUAUGGCCCUAUGUUUACCCCAGCAAGUAUCCUGAAGCCCAAAAACAGCUAGAUGAGGAGAGGUGGAAGGACGAGCGAGAGCGGGAUCGUGAAAGAGAGCGGGAUCGAGACAGGGACAGAGAUAGAGAUCGAGAGAGGGACCGAGAUAGGAAAGGCAAAGAGGAAAGAACUCGUCCCAAAGAAGCUCCUCCUAAGGAAGAAAGCAAAGAGGGCCCUGAGCCACGGACCUCAGCAGCCUCUGAGGAGCACAGGGGGAUCAGUAAAGACCCCAGAGCCCAUAUACAGUUCUCUUCAGCUCUGCCUCAGCACCAGUCUUACAUGCCCUACAUGCAUGGAUACCCAUAUGGCCAGGGUUAUGACCCCAGUCACCCAGGAUACAGGGGAAUGCCCUCAGUCAUGAUGCAGAACUACCCAGGGUCCUACCUAUCAGCAGGAUACUCUUUUUCACCAUACGGCAGUAAGAUGCCCCCAGGAGAGGAAGGUGAGAAGGCCCGCUCCAGUCCCACAGUGAGUGGCAAGUCAGCUUCUGAGUCCAAAGCCCUGGACAUUCUGCAUCAGCACGCCAGCCAGUACAAGAGCAAAUCACCCACAGUAGGCGAGAAAGCACCACAUGAGAGAGAACGGAGUGGAAAUGAGAGGGACCGAGAAGGUGACCGACCACGAUCCUCACCCUCUCAGCGAAUCAUGCCUUCCCAUCACCACCUGGGCUACCCUCUUCUCUCUGGACAGUAUGAUUUGUCUUAUGCCACAGGUCUCUCCUCAUCAGCCAUUGUUGCCAGUCAACAAGCCUCUGCACCUUCACUGUACCCCCCAGCACGGAGGUGAGAAUGGCAGAGGUGACGUCAAGACUAUUCCUUUCUUUUCUCCACCAGGGAAAAGGUGACUUGUGGAUCUCAAGCUUGCCUGCAGCCAUGUGAUUAGAUCACAUGUGGUAAAGUGUGUGCAGUUUAUGACAUCAGUUCAAUGGUGUUCCUGAAUUUUUGGUUGUUCUUCCCGGAUAUCCCGGUGUCUCUGCCCCACCACUUUCCCAUCACUGGAGAUGGAUGUUGGGUGCCGAUCCUUGCCAGGACCCCUACAGCCCCACCCCCAUCCCCC